UCCAACACCAUCACCCCCACCCCACUUCCCAGAGGCACAGCUGACGGCAGUCACGCUGGGUGAGAGCAGCAAGGGCCCCAUAAGUCCAUAACAGUAGAGCGCGUGAAAUCACAGCAGCCUUUCCCCCUCAUCCUCCAACAAAAGAAUGAAAGUGAAAAGAAACGUAGUUUUCAUUCUUAUUAUUAGUCGUUAGAGAAAGAAAAGAAAGAAAGAACCCCCCAUCAAAUUUACACACUUUUUUCGCAUUCCUCCCUUUUCCUUUUCCUCUCACUUUGCUUUGUUAAAAGCAUAACUUCAACAUUUUCUCCCUUCAUCUUAUUAUUCUUCCAUUUUUAUUUGACCAUUUUGUUCUUCAUGUAUUCUCUUUCUAGAUUCUGGAACUAAUUUAAUUUCCAGUAAGUCUUCCUUUUAAUUUUAUUUUCCCGUAUGGGUUUCAUCUUAUUUUUUUUUAUUUAUUUACUAGUAAUAAAGUUUGGGGGUAAAUAAUGAGCUGAGCUCUAGCAUUGAACUCCCACUUGAUUCUCCUGGCGGAUUGAUUUGGCGAACCCUGAUUUACAAUGACAAGGGUGAGUCCUGAAUUUGAGUAUGAGGUGCAGAAUGAUGCAGUUGUAUCAGUUUCAGCUGAUGUUAGUUUCCCUUCUGAUGGAUUUCCAAAGUAUAAAAUUGGACCCAACAAUGAGAUAGUGGAAGAGCCCAAAGCAAAUCCUGAUUCGCCUCCCCUAAAGGAAGUUGUUACACAAGAAACCGAGCAACUAGCCGAGCAACAUAAACGUCUCUCCGUUAGAGAUCUUGCUACUAAAUUUGAUAAGAAUCUGGCUGCUGCUGCUAAGCUAUCAGAUGAGGCGAAACUCAGGGAGACGGCUUCUUUGGAGGGACAUGUUAUUUUGAAAAAACUUAGGGAUGCUCUGGAAUCAUUGAAAGGGUGUAUGGCUGGUAGAAAGAAAGACGACGUUGAGAAAGCUAUUUCCAUGGUCGAAGCUUUGGCAGUCAAACUGACUCAAGAAGAAGGAGAGUUAAUUCAAGAGAAGUUUGAAGUCAAGAAGCUGGCAAACUUUCUUAAGCAGGCUUCUGAAGAUGCUAAAAGAUUGGUAAACCAAGAAAGAUCCUUUGCUUGUGCUGAAAUAGAGAGUGCUAGAGCCGUAGUACAAAGGUUUGGGGAAGCUCUUGAAGAAGAGGAAAAACUAGCUCAAACAUCCGGAAAACAGGAUGUCGAGACAUUGGUGGACGAGAUUCAGGAAGCUAGACAAAUCAAAAUGAAGCAUCAGCCAUGCAAGGUGAUGGACAUGGAACAUGAACUUCGAGCUCUUAGGCUUCAACUCCGAGAGAAGUCUAUAUUCUCGGCUAAGCUACAAAAAGAGUUGGCAAUGAGCAAGAGAGCGGAGGAGAGUAGAUUGUGUGUGUACCAACUAGAGGGGGCUAAAACCUUAGGUUCAUGUCUUAGGAUUCGUCCCCGUGCCAAUAAUGCCCCCGAUCUUUCAAAAUGCUCAAUUCAGUGGUACCGGCUAUCUGCUGAGGGCGAACAUAAAGAAAUCAUAUCAGGUGCCAACAAACCAAUUUAUGCACCGGAACCCUUAGACGUGGGCAAAAUAUUACUAGCUGAUGUUGUUUCUGAUAGUCAGACAAUUUCCGUGACAACUGUUGCUACCGUUGACCCUGCUCCUGGAUUGACAAGCUACGUGCAAUCGCUUCAGCGGAGAUCCAAUGCUGAAUUCCAUGUAGUGAUAUCACAGAUGAAUGGACAUGAUUAUCCAUCGCAUUCUGUUCAUGUAUUCCACGUGGGAAAAUCGAGAAUAAAACUUAGUAGAGGAUGGAUAAAUAAAACCAGAGAGUCUUAUUCUACAUCAAUGCAGCUAUGUGGUGUAAGAGGAGGUGGGAAUGCUGCUUCCAAAUCAUUGUUCUGGCAAGCAAGGAAGGGAAUUUCCUUUGUUUUGACACUCGAAUCCGAAAGAGACAGAAAUGCUGCCAUUAUGAUAGCAAGAAAAUAUGCUCUUGAUUCUCAUGUAGUACUUGCUGGACCUGAUGAGUGAUGACAGAACCUAAUAUCAAACCUAACCGGAACUCGAAGCAUCUAUAUCGAAUCCAAUGAGAGUUUAACCUGAUUUUUGUUAUGGUUUUCUUGGUGUGUUAUUUUUUGUUGUAUAUUUGUGUGCUUUAGAUGCUAUAUUUACUUAUAUAGAAGAGUGGCUUGUAGUAAUUCCACUAAUCUUGUUGCGAUCCUUACUUUAGGCAUUGUUUUUUUAAUUGCCUAGUUUCAGGUUGUAACCUUUCUUAAUGAGUUAGUGAUAUUAUACGAAGUAGAUAUGUAUCAAGUGUUCAGUUUCACUUGAUUCGAUCACAUUGGCGUAUAGCUACAAUUUUCUGAAUAAGAAUCAUUUUUGUAUGUUGGCUUA
Molecule: messenger RNA, 2390 nt
Organism: Spinacia oleracea (spinach)
Lineage: Eukaryota; Viridiplantae; Streptophyta; Magnoliopsida; Caryophyllales; Amaranthaceae
Product: stomatal closure-related actin-binding protein 3
Exons: 13
Coding region: 558-2027 (489 amino acids)
Biological process (GO): actin filament organization; regulation of stomatal movement
Molecular function (GO): actin binding
Source: RefSeq, a predicted model, not a curated record